AUGGCGGAUUCGAUUUUCAGAAAGCUAAGAGAUGGUGGAGAAGAAGGCGAGCUCGCGCCAGCUCUUACCAUAGAAGAAACUGUAGCUUCACCUUUUGCUCUCGAUGUCUCCGGCUAUCUUCUCGCAAAUCUAUCUUCAUCAAUUUUGGCUGGAAAAUCCAAGUCGCAGGGUCUCGUAUUGAUCACAUUCUCGCGUAGCCCUUCAUUCUAUUUGAAACUCUUGAAGCAAAAAGGAAUCGUUGUCUCUUCAUCUGCUAAAUGGAUUCGUAUUUUGGAUUGUUACACUGAUCCACUAGGCUGGAUUGAUCAACCUUCUACUGGUGUUAGUGAAGCUUCAAGCUUAAUUAAGUUACACAAGUCUGUGAGUAACUUGAAAAGGCUAUUUUCUUCAAUCAUUGAAGCAGGAAGAGAAUUGGUUGGAGACGGGAAGACACGUUUCUGUGUUGCCAUAGAUUCAGUGAAUGAGCUGCUAAGACAUUCUUCCAUGCCAUUAGUUUCUGGUCUUCUAACAGAUCUUCGAAGCCACGCUCAAGUUUCAAGUUUAUUUUGGUCAUUGAACAGUGACCUUCACCAAGAGAAAAUUACAAAUGCGCUUGAAUAUAUAUCCACUAUGAAAGCCAAGUUGGAGCCUUUGUGUCCAUCUUCAGAUGGGCAAAAGAAUGCUUUAGAAAGCCUCUUCUCGGUUCAUCAGGAUUUCGGUAAAGGACGGUUUCAUGUCCGGUUUAAGCUUAGAAAGGGACGCAUUAGAGUAAUGUCUGAAGAAUAUCAUGUUGAUCAUUUGGGAAUCAACUUUUCACCCAUUUCCUCAGUGGAUACUGUUGUUCCAACCACUAAAAGCCUUUUGCCUAAGGUUCAAUUCAAUCUACAGCUGUCUGAGAAAGAGCGAGUUGAGAAAGAAAAAGUUGUACUUCCUUUUGAGCACCAAGAUCAUGGAAAGUCGACAGAGAUCUAUGAUGGACGGAGAUCACCUGCGGAUAGCACGAUUGAGGCAACACCAUUGUCUUUAGGCGAGUUGCAGAUUGAUGAAACCUCAUCAGGUAAAGGUGGGGAGAUUAUAUAUUUCAGAGAUUCAGACGAUGAGCAUCCUGAUUCUGAUGAAGACCCUGAUGAUGAUUUGGAUAUUUAG
This is a messenger RNA of Microthlaspi erraticum, 1125 nucleotides long. The record is from the annotation of a GenBank genome assembly. NCBI's taxonomy places the organism in Eukaryota, Viridiplantae, Streptophyta, Magnoliopsida, Brassicales, Brassicaceae.